Aspergillus caelatus is the source of this 279-nucleotide messenger RNA. RefSeq lists its product as uncharacterized. Lineage: Eukaryota; Fungi; Ascomycota; Eurotiomycetes; Eurotiales; Aspergillaceae. The transcript is spliced from 2 exons. The record is from RefSeq and is a predicted model, not a curated record. Bases 1 to 279 code for a protein of 92 amino acids.
AUGGAGCAGGAGCAAGAAGAGGAGGAAGAGCAGGAGGAAGAAGAGGAGGAAGAAGAGGAGGAAGAAGAGGAGGAAGAAGAGGAGGAAGAAGAGGAGGAAGAAGAGGGGGAAGAAGAGGGGGAGGGGGGAAACGAUGCGGGGGAUGAGGAUGAUGAGAGUGAUGAUGAGUUAAGAUAUGCCCCAUUUUUAAUAGACAGCUUGUCCUUUACCAUAAUCCCCCUUUCAUUCAACCAAGGAACCACCUCCUACCGGCCACCGUCCCAGGAUCGUGCCUUGUAG